This is a messenger RNA of Lycium ferocissimum, 1781 nucleotides long. Its product is annotated as zeatin O-glucosyltransferase-like. The transcript has a single exon. NCBI's taxonomy places the organism in Eukaryota, Viridiplantae, Streptophyta, Magnoliopsida, Solanales, Solanaceae. Gene Ontology annotation, molecular function: UDP-glycosyltransferase activity. The record is from RefSeq and is a predicted model, not a curated record. Bases 74 to 1474 code for a protein of 466 amino acids.
UUAUUUCUAUAUAUAAGUUAAGCAUCUAAACUCAUUGUAAGUUAUACCAAUCAGUUCUUCUCUUUUUCUUCCAAUGGCUACAAACUCACUAAACAAUAAUGUUCACCUUAAUGAAGUAAUUGUAGCAAUGGUGCCAUUUCCUGAUUUUAGCCAUCUCAAUCAGCUCUUUGUGCUUGCUCGCUUUAUCGCCUCCCAUAACAUACCGAUACACUUCCUCUGCCUAGCUGAUCGGAACCAAGAUUUGAAACUUCGCGUCCAAGGUGGUCUCGGGUCCUCUAACAUCCAUUUCCAUGACCUUUCUGUACCUAUAGAAGAAUCAGAAGAUGCAGAUGAUGGUCUGCAUCCGAUUGUUAUAUUUUUGAGAAAACUCGUUGAGCCUAUCCAAAGAACAUGUAUUGAUCUUGCCGCUAAUGCGAAGAGAUUGGUCAUAAUUCAUGACUCUAUAAUGAGGGAUCAUAUAAGGGAUGUCCAUUCAUUGAUAUCGAAAGUAGAGUCUUAUAUGUUCCACUCGAUUUCAGCUUUCGCUAGAUACUCUUUGCUCCGACAAAGUAUUGAUCACCUAGUUGAUGACGAUGAUCAUGAAAACAUGAUCCAGCAAAUGCACGAUGAGUUUCCGUUGUUGAAGAGUUAUAGUGGACUGAAUGCUGCAGCUUUUGUGAAAAAGGAACACGAAUGGAACCUCAAUUCCGGAGAAAUCAUCAACUCCUGCAGAGAAAUCGAAGGUAAGUACAUAGACUUACUUGCACGUACAAAAGACAAGAAGCAGUGGUGGGCUAUUGGUCCACUUCAUAUGCUGUUGUUAGAAUCACACGACUCUAGAAAAAGGACUCGUCAUGAAUGUCUAGAAUUUCUCGACAAGCAAGACGUUAAUUCAGUAAUAUUCGUCUCAUUUGGAACAACCACUACAUUCUCACAAGAGCAAGUCAAUGAGAUCGCACUUGGUUUAGAACGGAGCAACCAUAAAUUUAUUUGGGUACUCCGAGAAGCGGAUAAAAAGAUGGAAAUUGAGAAAUUUGAAGAGGAAGAUGGGAAGAUUGAAUUGCAAAAUGGAUUUGAAGAGAGAGUGUCAGGAAGAGGAAUAGUGGUGAGAAAUUGGGUACCUCAAUUGGAAAUCUUGGGACAUUCAUCUCCAGGCGGGUUUUUGAGUCACUCUGGAUGGAAUUCUUGUCUUGAGAGCAUUAGCAUGGGUGUGCCUCUAGCAGCUUGGCCAACCAAUCACGAUCAGCCAUUUAACGCUAUUUUUAUAACCAACUUGCUGAAGAUUGGAACCUCUGUCAGGAGUUGGGCACGUAGGGAGGAAUUGGUGACAGCAUCAACCAUUGAGAAGGCUGUGAAGACUUUGAUGGGCACAACAGAAGGUGAAGAAAUGAGGCAAAGGGCGGCGGAGUUGAGCAAAAAGAUCAAAAGCUCCAUCAGCCGGGGAGGACUUGCACGCAAGGAAAUGGAAUCUUUCAUAUCCCGUAUAUUCGAAUAACUUCAUAGGGGAGGAAGGUGUUUGAUUUUUGGAUCUGAUUGUAUGGUCAUACAGAUCUGCAUUUAUUAAUAUUGAGACUAGAUGAAGAGCAUCAAGUAAGAAUCAGUCAAUAAAAGAUUAAAGCACAAGAAUAAUGUAAAAACCCAAAAUCUUGGGUUGUGUGACACUUAAAUUUUCAGAAUAGUCAGUUUUUAACUUAGCAUCAUCAGAUAAUAAAACCUUCAUUCAGCACAAGGCACACGAUUCGAGCACAAAGAAACUCAAUGUUGCACUACUAUAAUGAAUUACAGAUUUACUUUUGAUUUCC